Molecule: messenger RNA, 2780 nt
Organism: Schistocerca gregaria
Lineage: Eukaryota; Metazoa; Arthropoda; Insecta; Orthoptera; Acrididae
Product: mitochondrial protein C2orf69 homolog
Exons: 10
Coding region: 982-2094 (370 amino acids)
Cellular component (GO): mitochondrion
Source: RefSeq, a predicted model, not a curated record
CCAGAGAAGUUUCUUCAGAGCACUCAGUGAUGAAUUUGACUGGCAGUCUGGUGAUCCUGCAGCAGUACACGGCAGUUCGUUGGCUUCAUAGUGUCAAUUUUACAACGCUAUAAAUGGUUGCUUCCUGUCUUAAUAAAAUAUACGAAAGAACGAAACAGAUCGUUCCGUGAAAUAGAAGAUCCGAUUUGGCUGCAGAAAUUUGCUUUUUACGCAGACAUCAGGGAAAAUUUAAACAUCAUUAACUUACUACUUCGAGGAUAGAAUAAAGCGAGUGGCGCAACAGUUUCACAUGUUGCUUCAUUCUCAAAAAACGCUGGAUCUGUGGGAAAAAUCUGAUCCAAGGUGAAUACAAUCAAUUUGCAUUGAAACAAACACUUGACAAGCAAGGUUCUUCUUCACAUCCCAGUUAACAAUACGUUGGAAUUCUUUGACUUUUUUAAGGAGUCAAUUCUGCAAACGCUUCCAAGAUUUAAGAAAGCAAUUUAGGAAGCAUUACAAUUGUAGCACAGUACGCCGAAUCGCUCUUAAUAGAGUGUGAUGCUGAAGAGUUCUCUACUCGCCACGGAGAAUAUUCUCAAGAAGAAAAUGCUGCAGCAGAGUUCGAAUGGAUUUAUUUUCAAAGUGCUUUAUCUUUAAAAACGCGUACGAAGCUGGUCCAUGUUGUUCUCACAGUGAAGGCGAUGUCCGGCUCGACAUAUCCAGGUCGCCUGCAUGUUGGAUUUUCAUGGCGCCUGUGUCUGGGAUGUCGUGGAUAUACAGAUUAAGCAGAAUGUGGGCAACAACUAAUCACUAAGGAAGAAAAGUACAUUUAUGGAGAACUGAAAUGUGGAUCUUUCCCGUGAUUUGUUACAGCAACGGACUUGAGGACAAGCAGUUUCUAUAGAAGCUGUGUCUAUUGAAACUGAAUGUUAUAAUGUGUAGCUGUCAAUGAUUGAGAUGUGGAAGGAAGUUUUGAAGGAACUGGUAGUGUAAAUUGUCUGAAUGAUUAACAUACAUAAAGGAGCUCAAUACUUCAUUCCUAUAUUUUCAUUUCUACGGUUUCUUAAAAGGGGAGCAAGCCCUGCAAGGGAGGGUAGCAGAAUGCUGGGCACCCCUCCAUCAUCUUGCCCCAUACGCCUGUGUGGAGUCACAGGAUAUGAUGGACGUGUAAACGAUAUCAUCUACUGUCAUCCACUUGUCAAAGCAGAAAAUAAUACUGCAGUUGUCUACUUUGGUGGUGAUGUUCAGGAUUUUCCAGAAAUUAUGGAGAACCACAGGGAAAACAAAAAUUAUGUAAAGUGGAAUCUUGAAAACACGGCAGUGCUGCUCCAAUCAUAUUUUCCUGAGAGCCAUGUUGUUGUUGUGCGGCCAUCUAGAUUGGCUACACCUAAACUUGCAACAUUCAUGGAUAUUGUCUCAGCAGACAUGGAUCAAAACAGAAUGGAGUUUAAGACAUUCAGCUGCUAUGACAAUUUCGUGCCUUGCAACAACAGUGGUGCUCCUGAUCACACUCCAACGCAUCAUGCUCUCCAACAUCUUGAACGUUUAUUACAAGGUGUAUCACAGCGACUUCGAAAUGUUAAUCCCGCACAACUUGCAAGUGCUGGAAGCCCAGCAGCAAGUGUGGAAAAGGAGUCUAAAGAAAAUGAAGAGAACACACCUCCAUUGUGGUGGCAAGAAGGAAUCAAUUUGGAUAAAGCUAGUAUUAUUCUUAUAGGAUUCAGCAAAGGGUGUGUUGUUUUAAACCAAUUUAUUUAUGAAUUUCAUUAUUUAAAGACCCUAACACCUGAUGAUGACACGAUGAUGAGAAUUGUGACCAGAAUACAAGAUAUGUACUGGUUAGAUGGAGGCCAUGCUGGGGGUAAAAACACUUGGAUUACUUCAAGGAGCCUGUUGGAAACAUUGACCAGACUGGGUAUAGGCAUUCACAUCCAUGUAACUCCAUAUCAAGUGAAUGAUGACCGAAGACCCUGGAUAAGAAAGGAAGAAAAGACUUUUGGUGACCUACUAAGACGACUGGGAGCACCUGUUCAUAGAACUCUACACUUUGAAAAUCAAGUUGCAAGUUUGUGCACACAUUUUGAGGUCCUUUCUGUGUUUCGACAGACAGAUUAGUGAAGCAGUUUUACCUACAUUGCACAUCGUUAUGAAUGCAGACUGAUAUUGGUGUUAUACCUUUGAUACAAAAUGAUGAAAUGCCUUUCAGAUUCAAAAAGAGAUAAAGAACUUCAUUUGCCUUUAGUUAUGGCAUUGCACAUUAUGCCAGUUUUUUCAUUAAAUUAGAUGGCAAAGGAUAACACAGUGUUCAAGAGAAGAGAAUAGUGUACAAACAGUGAAUUGCUGUGGAAGAACAUUAUUGUUCUUGUUGUUAUAGGACAACUUCAUGGUGCAAUUUAGUGUGUGAUAAGACAGUUUAAGUUAUAAAAAGUGCCAUGCCUUUGGUAAAUGAUUUUGGUUUAUGAAACAUUGUGCUUUAAUGGAUAUCUAUAAAAAUAAUACUUUCCAUUAUUAAUUUAAUAAAUGUAUCUGUCUGUACAGUAUACAGAUGCCUCUCAGACUUUCAGUGUAAAAAAUUCAAAUUCUCUCUCUCUCUCUCUCUCUCUCUCUCUCUCUCUCACUCACUCACUCACUCACACACACACACACACACACACACACACACAGACAGACUGAUUUUAAACAUCCUGUAGAGGUUGAAUAUGCAGUCAAAUCUGAAAGAAAGCUAACAAUUGAGAUAUAGUGAACCACAGGCAGUAAAAAUUAGUCAUUUGGAAAGUGUUGCCAAAAGUGUUUGUUUUUAA